AUGAGCUUCCGUCUCUCUUUUCCAAAGCCCUCCCCUUUGUUCUCAGUUCUCAGCCACGGCGACCUUAAAGCGAUGAAUGUCCUCGUCAACCCCAGGAGUGGAAAUAUUACUCGGGUUGUUGACUGGGCUGAAUCAAGGAUUCUGCCGUUCGGUUUCGCACUAUACGGGCUUGAGAGCUUUUUGGGCCGAAUGAAUUCCGAAGGGUGGCACUACUACGAUCGCUACCGUGAACUCGAGAGCCUAUUCUGGCAAACUUUUCGAGAAGAGGCACAGAAUUUCUCUGGCGCUGAUUUGCAUUUGGUCCGUGUUGUGAGAAUGGCUGGAUUUUUCUACCGUUAUGGACUUGACUUUGACACAAAUGGCGUGGUGCAAGGAAUGCGGAUGAACCAGCCAGAUGGUUCGCUCGCAUAUCUCGAUACUUUCUGCGCUGCUAAUGAGUGGGCUCCUCUUCUAUAA
Molecule: messenger RNA, 456 nt
Organism: Penicillium angulare
Lineage: Eukaryota; Fungi; Ascomycota; Eurotiomycetes; Eurotiales; Aspergillaceae
Exons: 1
Coding region: 1-456 (151 amino acids)
Biological process (GO): protein phosphorylation
Molecular function (GO): protein kinase activity
Source: RefSeq, a predicted model, not a curated record